This is a messenger RNA of Lactuca sativa (garden lettuce), 3006 nucleotides long. RefSeq names its product lon protease homolog 2, peroxisomal. NCBI's taxonomy places the organism in Eukaryota, Viridiplantae, Streptophyta, Magnoliopsida, Asterales, Asteraceae. The record is from RefSeq and is a predicted model, not a curated record. Gene Ontology annotation, biological process: protein catabolic process; protein quality control for misfolded or incompletely synthesized proteins. Gene Ontology annotation, molecular function: ATP-dependent peptidase activity; ATP hydrolysis activity; ATP binding.
AGCCGUCGUAAAAGCAGCCAACGGACCAUUCUUCUUCUUCACCAAUUUAUUGCCCUCUAAAUCUCUAAUAGAUUCUUUUCAUUUGUUUUACUUCCCUCAAAUCCUAUAUAAACACGCACAGGUUUGUUGAUUGAUACACCAAUUUCAUUAUAUACAAUUACAUAUACUUUUUCUAUAAUGGCGGAACCGGUGGAGCUUCCUAGUCGGAUUGGAAUUCUACCGUUUAGGAACAAAGUCUUGUUGCCUGGUGCAAUUAUUCGAAUUCGAUGCACUUCUCCGAGCAGUGUGAAAUUGGUGGAACAAGAGUUGUGGCAGAGGGAGGAGAAAGGGUUGAUUGGUAUUUUGCCAGUUCGAGAUGCUGCAGAGACACUGUCAGUGGGUUCCAUGUUAACUCAAGGUACUGAUUUGGGAAGCUCAAAGAAUCAAACAGGCUUGUCGGAUUCACACAAGCUUGAUGGGAAAAGCCAACAAGAACCUAUUCAUUGGCAUACAAGGGGCGUUGCUGCGCGUGCAUUACAUCUAUCUAGAGGAGUUGAAAAACCAAGUGGAAGGGUCACAUACACAGUUGUUCUUGAAGGUCUAUGCAGAUUUAGUGUCCUGGAGCUUAGUACUAAAGGGACAUACUCUACUGCAAGAAUAUCCCCUCUUGAUAUGACAAAGGCUGAGAUGGAGCGAGUUGAACAAGACCCGGACUUCAUAGCACUGUCUCGUCAAUUCAAAGUAACUGCCAUGGAGCUUAUCUCUGUUCUCGAGCAGAAACAAAAAACUGGUGGGAGAACCAAAGUUCUUCUGGAAACGGUCCCCCUGCACAAACUGGCAGACAUCUUUGUUGCAAGCUUUGAGAUAAGUUUUGAAGAGCAGCUAUCUAUGCUAGAUGCUGUUGAUGUGAAAGUAAGGCUUUUAAAAGCCACGGAAUUAGUCGAUAGGCAUUUACAGCAGUCGAUACGUGUGGCAGAGAAGAUAACCAAAAAGGUUGAAGGGCAGCUUUCAAAAUCACAAAAGGAAUAUCUUCUUCGUCAGCAGAUGAGGGCUAUUAAGGAAGAGCUUGGUGACAAUGACGAUGAAGAUGAUGACGUGGCUGGUCUUGAAAGGAAAAUGCAAAGCGCUGGAAUGCCUCCAAAUGUCUGGAAGCAUGCACAGAGAGAACUAAGGAGACUGAAGAAAAUGCAACCACAGCAACCUGGGUACAACAGUUCCCGUGUUUAUCUGGAGCUUCUUGCUGAUUUGCCAUGGCAGACAAGCAGUGAAGAGGUGGAGAUGGACUUAAAAGCUGCAAAAGAGCGGCUUGACAGUGACCACUAUGGAUUAGAGAAGGUGAAACAAAGGAUCAUUGAAUAUCUAGCCGUGCGCAAGUUGAAGCCAGAUGCGAGGGGUCCUGUGCUAUGUUUUGUGGGGCCACCAGGUGUUGGGAAAACAUCAUUGGCAUCAUCCAUUGCUGCUGCUUUGGGUAGGAAGUUUGUGCGCAUAUCUCUUGGUGGUGUCAAAGAUGAGGCUGAUAUUAGGGGCCAUAGGAGGACAUACAUCGGAAGCAUGCCCGGCCGACUCAUUGAUGGCUUAAAGAAAGUAGCUGUUUGCAAUCCUGUUAUGUUGCUGGAUGAGAUUGAUAAAACGGGAUCUGAUGUACGUGGUGAUCCUGCUUCAGCACUUCUGGAGGUUCUUGACCCUGAGCAAAACAAAACUUUCAAUGAUCACUAUUUGAAUGUUCCUUAUGACCUAUCAAAAGUGAUAUUUGUGGCGACUGCUAAUAGGGCACAACCAAUCCCCCCACCACUCUUAGACAGGAUGGAAGUCAUUGAACUUCCAGGAUAUACACCUGAAGAGAAGCUUCGAAUAGCCAUGCGCCACCUAAUCCCACGUGUUCUAGACCAACAUGGCCUUAAUUCUGAAUAUCUUAAAGUUCCCGAGGCGAUAGUGAAAGUAAUUAUUGAACGAUACACGAGAGAAGCUGGUGUGCGGAACCUGGAGAGAAACCUGGCGGCCUUAGCCCGUGCAGCGGCGGUGAGAGUGGCGGAGCAAGAGCAAGACAGGGACAGGGACAGAGUUGCGCUUAACAAAGAUGUGCAACAGAUUUCUUCACCAUUGCUAGAGAGCAGACUUGCUGAAGGAGGAGGAGUAGAGAUGGAGGUGAUACCAAUGGCAAUGGGUGUUAACAAUCAUGAAAUAUCAAGUGCAUUCCGGAGGGUUAUUAUGUCACCACUUAUUGUGGAUGAUGAGAUGCUGGAAAAAGUACUUGGGCCUCCCAAAUAUGAUGAUAAAGAAACAGCGGAGAGAGUUUCAACUCCUGGGGUUUGUGUUGGUUUAGUUUGGACUUCCUUCGGUGGAGAAGUCCAGUUUGUUGAGGCUACAUCAAUGGUGGGUAAGGGGGAUCUGCAUCUCACUGGCCAAUUGGGUGAUGUCAUCAAAGAAUCAGCACAGAUAGCAUUGACUUGGGUAAGAGCAAGGGCAGCAGAGCUUAAUCUGGGUUGUGCACAAGGAGAAGGCAAUCUGCUUGAAGGGCGGGACAUCCAUAUACAUUUCCCUGCAGGGGCAGUGCCAAAAGAUGGACCCUCAGCUGGUGUGACUCUGGUGACCUCACUCGUUUCACUUUUCAGCCGUAGACGGGUGCGAUCAGAUACAGCCAUGACCGGAGAAAUCACUCUGCGUGGCCUAGUUUUACCCGUAGGGGGUAUCAAGGACAAGGUGUUGGCGGCACACCGUAAUGGUCUUAAGAGAGUUAUCCUUCCAGAGAGAAAUUUGAAAGACUUGGUUGAAGUUCCUCCAGCUGUUCUCGCUAGCAUGGAGAUACUACUUGCAAAGAGAAUGGAAGAUGUGUUGGAACAUGCUUUCGAAGGUGGGUGCCCCUGGAGACAACAUUCCAAAUUAUGACAUCAUCUUUUAAUUUAAGGAUCUAACAUAUGUAUUUGUAUUCCCACUACAUGUUGUGCGCUUUAUCAUGCUUUGCUUAUACAAAUUGUCUGUCUGUAUGUAUGUAUCACUAUAUAUAUAUAUAUAAAAAAUACUUUUACA